Molecule: messenger RNA, 842 nt
Organism: Achroia grisella
Lineage: Eukaryota; Metazoa; Arthropoda; Insecta; Lepidoptera; Pyralidae
Gene: ND-ACP
Product: acyl carrier protein, mitochondrial-like
Exons: 3
Coding region: 41-505 (154 amino acids)
Biological process (GO): fatty acid biosynthetic process
Cellular component (GO): mitochondrion
Molecular function (GO): acyl binding; acyl carrier activity
Source: RefSeq, a predicted model, not a curated record
AUCAUUUAGUCUAUGAAAAUUAUUAUUUGAAGUCGGAAAAAUGGCUGCUAAUAAUCUUGUUCGCAGUGUUUUCAAUGGAUUACUACGAAAAUCCACCACAUAUAAGACGCCGGUUGUUUGCAGAUUUUCUACUUUGGCCUUAAAACAAAAAUAUAGUACAAUAAAGUGUGCCGUUCAGAUAUAUAAUUCCAACCACUUACAAACUGGGGUGCAAUGUCAGCGAAUACAACAAUACUCUGGCGCGCAGUCUAAACCCUCUCCGCAGGAAAUUGAGGAACGAGUGUUGAAAGUGUGCAGGGCUUACGACAAACUGAGUACUAGUCAGUUAUCUGUAGAAUCCCAUUUCAUGACUGAUCUGGGACUCGAUUCCCUCGACCAUGUUGAAGUCAUUAUGGCUAUGGAGGAUGAAUUCGGUUUUGAAAUACCUGAUGCUGAUGCAGAGAGGCUUGUUAGACCAAAAGACAUAAUCCAAUAUAUUGCUGAUAAGGAAGAUAUUUACGAAUAAAUGUGAAGCCAUUGCUGUUUAUCUCAAGAAUUUAGAUCAAUAAUUUUUAUUGUGAAUAAUUUCAUCACUUGAUAAUAUAAGAUCAUAGACAAAAUUAAUGUGUUAUAAAUAAACAGUUGGUCUAAGACAUUACGGUAUACAGCUUAGUGUCUAGUUCAGAUUAAUUUUACAUGUUAUUCAAACAAGAAUGGACUAUGUAAAACUGAUAUGGUACCAUCUGCGGAGAUGUAUAAAGUGUAAAUUGUUUUUAUUGAUUACAUGCCUGUUAGAUUAGAUUGACUACUUUCAUUUUAUAAUCCCCAAAACCAAUGUAUCAAUAAAACAAUUGUGUAUUUGA